This is a messenger RNA of Xylaria bambusicola, 672 nucleotides long. RefSeq lists its product as uncharacterized. Lineage: Eukaryota; Fungi; Ascomycota; Sordariomycetes; Xylariales; Xylariaceae. The record is from RefSeq and is a predicted model, not a curated record. The transcript is spliced from 2 exons. Bases 89 to 637 code for a protein of 182 amino acids.
CUGGACUCCUUUCAGUGCUUGUCUUUUCUCUCUUUUACACAAAUUCCAUCCUAACUCAGCAUAAAACUACAACCCUAUCUUGUGCAAAAUGGGUACCAACAUUAUCCCCGGCUCAGUCUCUGAUAUACUUCAGACUGUCCAAGAGACUAGAAAGCACUAUAGAAGGGUCGAGAGCGACCCGGAUCUCGAUGACGCUUUCCACAAGUCUGGUCAAGCACUGCGUUUUGUGGAUGAGGCGUUGCAAUACCUGAAGUCGGUGCCUAACAGAGAUCUACUCUCUAGUGAGUCUAAGAACUCCCUGAAAGCCUGUGGAGAAAAAGCAAGGGUUUCUAUGCGUGUCUUCCAGGCCGUCGCGGAGGGGAGCGCAACUUCGAGGUUCAGGAGCUAUAAAGACGCGGUGAAAAACGAAAGAGAGAAGGUGGAAUGCUUGUUAAUCGAAAUGAUGACAAAUCUAUGCUCUUCGAUCCCAGAGGAACAACCAGGUUCCCAUUUCAUCGCGAGCGACGCGGCAAACCAAUUCAACAACCUCGGAAGCGGCACUCAGAAUAACAAUCCUGGCAAUGGCAACCAGUUUCCUGGAGCUAUUUUCAAUGGUUCAUUGCAUUUUGGCAAAUGCUCACCUCAACAUGAGGGCUGAUUAAGCAGGCUGGUUACAAUCUAGAAUAGGGAGCA